UCGUCGCUCCACACAGAUGAAGAGAAAGGGAUUGUUUUGAAACCACAGCAGAGCAAACAGAGGGAUUUCCCUCCUCCACCCAGCUACCUUCUGCUUUUCAGAAAAGCUGGAGAGCUGGUUGUCUUUUUUGAGUGUGUGUCUGUGUGUUGAAGCCACACCCCUCCCCGCCUGUGCACACUGCCAGCUGUUUUGCGCUGACUCAGUCAGGCCUGGAGCGAGAAGCAGGCGUGAGCCGGUCCAAGUCAUGGAGCGGCAGCUGGAGCUGGCGGCUUUGGUUCUGGGCCUCACCGGGUGGCUCUGUGCCAUUCUGACGCGCUGCCUCACUCUGUGGAACGUCAGCGGCACCCUGGACAACACCACAGCCACUCUGCCUGUCUACUGGGACGGGGUGUGGCUGGAAUGGGACCACUGGGACUUAGCCCAUGAUGGGAGCCUGCACUGCUCCUUCUACAAGUCUCUCAUGUCUCUGUCUGGGAGCUUUCGUACGUGGAGAGCGCUCAUCAUGGCUGCCAUCGGAGCCGGGGCCUUGGCUGUGGUGACGGGUACAGUUGGGGCCGUGUUCUUCCCCAAGCGGGGCCAGAUCAAGGUGGCUUCUGGUGCUCUCUUUGUCCUGUGUGCGAUCCUGCUGCUGGUUCCUGUGGCAUGGACGUGCCAUCACACCAGUCAGCCACUGGAGAGCAUUGUUCUGCUGCGGCGAACCUGGGGUCCAGCGCUAUACCUUGGCUGGAUCUCCUUUGCCCUGAUGCUGAUCGGGGGCGCGUUUCUCUGCUCCAGAUGCCCCACUUUUGAAAGGGAAAUGCAGCAGGUGGACCAGAGCAGGUACCCGAACGUGGAGGAGGACGUGAACCACCCAUUGAGCAGAAUCAACAGGACGACCUUCACACACAGCCAGUAUGAGCGCGGAUCGCAACCCCUCUGAUGUGGACCUGAUGAACUGAAUGGCCACAACACGCUGACAGACAAUUAAAGGAAAUGCAGUUGAACCUGGUGGCAGAAUUAGUAUGAACAUGUGGAGUAAUGAUGCACUGGAUUAUUUAAUCAUUUGGGUGGGGGUGGGGGGUAGAGUUACAGUGCCAAUAACUGUCCAUAUUUUUCGUCAGACUAAUAAAGGGACAACCCCUUUUAAACAAUGGUAGAACUUAAUUAACAAAGAAUUUGCCUUAAUUAAAAUCAGUUUUAAAGUUUGCUAAGCAAUAACUAAAACUAA
Molecule: messenger RNA, 1207 nt
Organism: Thalassophryne amazonica
Lineage: Eukaryota; Metazoa; Chordata; Actinopteri; Batrachoidiformes; Batrachoididae
Product: claudin-3-like
Exons: 1
Coding region: 245-919 (224 amino acids)
Biological process (GO): bicellular tight junction assembly; cell adhesion
Cellular component (GO): bicellular tight junction; plasma membrane
Molecular function (GO): structural molecule activity
Source: RefSeq, a predicted model, not a curated record